AAACUUAAUUCACGGAUUGUUUGCUAAUUAAUUCUGUUUUGUCUCUAAUAAUAACCGUUUGCUAACACAUUGUUGCGACAAAUUUUUUCAUAUAAAACUCGCCUUUCAUUUAUCACAUCAACUCUAGAAACGGUUGAAUUUUUUUGGUUGAUUUGGGAAAUAAAUAUCUAUUGACUGAAUAUCCGUAGAAUUUGUAAUAAUAUGGCGUUUAUUACAAAUGUGUAUCAAAACAAGAGAACCCAUUACCUCAACGGUAACCCCGGAACUGAAUCUCUAUCCGAAAAGGGUUUGAACAUCUGCUGGACGUCAUCGCAACUGCCAGUGGGUCCGAGCCCUUUGGUGCUAACGGGUCCCUCAGGAAGUGGCAAAAGUACACUAUUGAAGCGUUUGAUGGACGAGUUCCAGGACUGCUUUGGGUUCAGUAUUUCUCACACCACUCGUAAGCCACGCGCCGGCGAAAUGAACGGAAGGGAAUAUCAUUUCAUUGCUCACAACGAGUUUGAAACAAGUAUUGAAAGACAAGAAUUCCUUGAAUUCACUCAAUUCUCGAAUAACUAUUACGGAACGAGUAAAAAGGCUGUGAAAGACGUUCAGAAUUCUGGAAAAAUAUGUAUAUUAGACGUCGAGAUCGAAGGCGUAAAGAAUCUCAAGAAAACAGAUCUAAAUCCAAGAUUUGUGUUCAUUAAGCCUCCAAAUAUGGAUGAGUUGGAAACCCGUUUGAGAGGUCGCGGCACUGAAAGCGAAGAAGCGAUACAAAAGCGUUUAAAGCGAGCCAUCGAUGAGUUGCAAUUCGCCGAAAGUAACGGCGUUUUUGAUUUGAUGAUAAUUAACGACUCGAUAGACGACGCGUACAAUGAGUUGAAGCAAUUCAUUGUUCAGGAUAUAAAUGCUCUGAAGUUUUCCCGUGGAAUGUGAGCAUUGGUUCAAAACUCAAUUCCAGACAAAAAUAUAAUAAAAAAUAACUAAUAAUACUUUGUUUCAAAUAGUAUUACUUUUUUGAAAGUUAUAUUCUUUUAUGUAUUUCUUUUUUUACAGUAUUUUAUGUAUCAAUUAUUUGAUUAAUUUAUACAAUUUUUCCUAUAUUUAAGUUUAUAUAUAAUUUUCGUGACAAAUGCUAUCAAUAAAUAGCAAAUUCUUAUACUAUUUAUGAUAACAUUCAUAGCAUUAAAUCCAUUUUUAAUAAGAAUUUUAUUUAUUAUGACUUACGUAACAC
Messenger RNA from Medioppia subpectinata, 1213 nucleotides. Lineage: Eukaryota; Metazoa; Arthropoda; Arachnida; Sarcoptiformes; Oppiidae. The record is from the annotation of a GenBank genome assembly.